Molecule: messenger RNA, 928 nt
Organism: Brassica napus (rape)
Lineage: Eukaryota; Viridiplantae; Streptophyta; Magnoliopsida; Brassicales; Brassicaceae
Product: ethylene-responsive transcription factor 9
Exons: 1
Coding region: 230-772 (180 amino acids)
Biological process (GO): regulation of DNA-templated transcription
Molecular function (GO): DNA binding; DNA-binding transcription factor activity
Source: RefSeq, a predicted model, not a curated record
AGCUCAUCAAACUCUCUUGAAUCUUCUCUCUAAAGCGGCGGACUCAGUCAAACUCAAACAUCAUUGGCCGUCUCUCUCUCUCCCCUUAUCUUUAUCCUUUUGUUAAAGAUUACAUCAUUGGCCGUCUCUCUCUCUCCCCUUCUCUUUAUCCUUUUGUUAAAGAUUACGUCACUUUUUAUAAAACGAUACUUUCACUCUUUGUAAAAUAUUACCAUCUUUUAUCGAAGAUAUGUCCCCAACACUGAAAAAUGUGGGUCACGACGACGCCGCCGGAAGAAAGGUUAAGGAGGUGCAUUAUAGGGGAGUGAGGAAGAGACCUUGGGGGAGAUAUGCGGCUGAGAUCCGUGACCCGGGAAAGAAAACUCGGGUCUGGCUAGGAACCUUUGACACGGCCGAGCAAGCCGCUAGAGCCUACGACUCCGCCGCGAGAGAGUUCCGUGGUUCCAAGGCAACAACCAACUUCCCUUUCAGCGGCGGCGUCGAUGCAGGGAAUGCUUUGGGGACCCAUGUGACGGCGCGUGAGGGAGUUUGUGGAAAUAAUGUUUCGGGCGUGUUAGCUCCAACGGUUACUGGGUUUUUCUUAGAUCUGCCGCAUGCUACUGCGUCCAGAGAGGAGCUGGUUCGAGGUUUCCCAGUCCGGUUCGAGCCAAUGGAAAUGGGAUUGAGUAUCGGUCUCAGAACCACCGUGGAAGUCAAGAGGGAUGCAGCUGAUUAUAAGCUGCGAAGGGAUCUGAAUCUAGAACUUAGCUUAGCUCCAUCGAUGGACGUUUAGAUCUUUUUUUUUGUACUCGAGCUUAAUUUUUAAUUUAACAAUAUUAUCCUUUUUUCAGUUUGUCUUGAAGAAAUAUAUUUUGUCAUUUCUUAAUUGUGUCUGUACUUCUAUUGGUAGAUUCAUGUUUCUAAUGUACUUGGGUUUUAUUGUUGUCAA